This is a messenger RNA of Sorghum bicolor (sorghum), 1080 nucleotides long. RefSeq names its product peroxiredoxin-2E-2, chloroplastic. The transcript has a single exon. Gene Ontology annotation, biological process: hydrogen peroxide catabolic process; cellular response to oxidative stress; cell redox homeostasis. The record is from RefSeq and is a predicted model, not a curated record. NCBI's taxonomy places the organism in Eukaryota, Viridiplantae, Streptophyta, Magnoliopsida, Poales, Poaceae. The coding region runs from base 118 to 813 and encodes 231 amino acids. Gene Ontology annotation, molecular function: thioredoxin peroxidase activity. Gene Ontology annotation, cellular component: cytoplasm.
GAAUCCUAUCACGCCGGACGCGCCGCAGCCCGCAGCCGCGAAACCACAUCCCCGCACACGGCACGCCUCGGCCUCGCAACCCAACCCAAGCGGAUAGCAUUGCGUCGAACAGUUGCAAUGGCCACCACCACCACCACGGCGACAGCGUCCCUCACCACCCUGUCCCCCGCCGGCGUCGGCAAGCGGUUCGUCCUCUCGUCCCCGCCCCUCUCAUUCUCCUCUCACCGCCUGACCGCCGGCCUCCGCCACCGCCACCGCGGCGGCGCGGCGUCGAGGACGGCGAGGAGGCGGGCGGCGUCGGCGUCCCCGGUGGUGGCGACCAUCGCGGUGGGCGACAAGCUCCCCGACGCGACGCUGUCCUACUUCGACCCGUCCGACGGGGAGCUGAAGACGGUGACGGUGGCGGAGCUGACGGCGGGCAAGAAGGCCAUCCUCUUCGCGGUGCCCGGCGCGUUCACGCCCACGUGCUCGCAGAAGCACCUGCCGGGGUUCGUGGAGAAGGCCGGCGAGCUCAAGGCCAAGGGCGUGGAGACCGUGGCGUGCGUGUCGGUGAACGACGCGUUCGUGAUGAAGGCGUGGAAGGAGGCGCUGGGGCUCGGCGAGGAUGUGACGUUGCUGUCGGACGGCAACCUGGAGCUGACACGCGCGCUGGGCGUCGAGAUGGACCUCUCCGAUAAGCCCGUCGGGCUCGGCGUCCGGUCCAGGAGGUACGCGCUCCUGGCCGAGGACGGCGUCGUCAAGGUGCUCAACCUCGAGGACGGCGGCGCCUUCACCACCAGCAGCGCCGAGGAGAUGCUCAAGGUGCUCGGCUGAGAUUUCAGCAAUUGAGCUGCUUGACUGCCGUGCCGCGUCGAUCGUCUGCUCGUUGUGGUCGUGCCGCCGGUGCAGUUGCAGCAGUAGUGAAUAAUAAUAGUUGCGGGAGCCGUGCUGCAUUCUGCACUUCUCCUGCGACAGAAACCUAUCGUCGUUGAUGUGAAGAGGAGUUGUUUUGUUGGACGUUUUUUUGCCAUGCCCGUGUAGCUAUGUGUUCGAUGAUGAAACAAAAAAAAAAGUGAAAUGUCAGUUGAGACUUGAGAGUUG